GAACAAAUUCUUAGGGGAGAAUACAGUCUUCAUUUUUUCAUGACAUUACAACUUUUUUUCUCUAAAAAAUAUGAAUUUCUCAUCAUGACAUGACGGCAUUUAUUUUCUUGACAAUGAACGUUUUUUAAUUCCUGUAUAACCUAAGAGUACAUGUGGUAGUUAUGUUUAAUUGGCGUGAUGAUUAUCAGGGGGUUCCUUGGAAAAACAUCUCCCCUGUAUGUGAUCCCUGGACCCAAAAAGCUUGAAGACCCCUGAACUAAAGGACGGCUUCUUGUCCAUGUCGAAAACCUACUCAGUCACCUGAUGUCUGUGAAGGAAGCGUGGGUUCAGGGAUUGACUGGCGACCACUCCAGGGUGUAGUCUACAGUACCUUUUGCCCCAAAGUCAGUUUGGGGAGGCUCCACCUCACCCAUGACACUGAACAGGUUACGCGGUGUUGAAAAUGGAUGGAGAGAUGGAUAUUUUCAGUUCAUACACAGCACUGUACACUGCUUAGCCAUUGUAUUAAACCAGUGAUUCUCAAAGUGUGGCACAGGCUCCCUCUAGUGACUUUAACUUGACUUUGACUUUGUGUUCAUGAGACUCGACUUGAUUUGUCUGUAGUUUUCGCAAACCUGGCCACAGCCUACUAUACCUGUACUAUGACGCAGAGCAGUGGUGGCUGGUUCAAGUUUCUCCAGGAUCCCUGUUUUAAACCAUGCUUGGUGCAAUAUGGCUAUGCAGGAACUCGGCAUCAUCCUGGCCAUGCUGGGCCUGGCCGGGACCAUGCUGAUCUGCGCACUUCCUAUGUGGAAGGUGACGGCCUUCAUCGGGACCCGCCUAGUGGUCAUGCAGGUGUUCUGGGAGGGUCUGUGGAUGACGUGCGUCAGCGAAUACACGGGCCAGAUGCAGUGUAAGCUCUACGACGCCCUCCUAGACCUGUCUCCGGAACUGCAAGCGGCUCGCGGCCUGGUCUGCAUCAGCCUGGUCCUGGGAUGCAUCGGCUUCCUGGUCUUCAUCCUGGGCGCCCGCUGCACCAAGUGCCUGAGCCACCCGCGCAUAAAGACCCGGGUGGUGCUGGGCUCGGGCCUUGUCUUCGGCGUGACGGGCCUCGCUUCCAUGAUGGCCGUGUCCUGGACGGCCAACGACGUAAUCAGAGACUUUCAUAACCCACGCGUCCCAGAGGUACUCAAGCGGGAGCUGGGGGCGGCCAUUUAUAUCGGCUUUGUCGCUUCGGGAUUGCUACUCUGCGGCGGGGGCAUCCUGUGUGCGAGCAGACCGCCACCCAGGGCCGUGAUCCAUUCUGAUGGGUACAGCCCAGCCAGGACCCCCACAAACUGCAGCUACGCCAUCAAGAACUAUGUCUAGAGCAGGAGUGGCGGGUCGUGCAUUUGGUACCUGG
This is a messenger RNA of Phycodurus eques (leafy seadragon), 1381 nucleotides long. RefSeq names its product claudin j (gene cldnj). Lineage: Eukaryota; Metazoa; Chordata; Actinopteri; Syngnathiformes; Syngnathidae. Gene Ontology annotation, biological process: bicellular tight junction assembly; cell adhesion. The transcript has 2 exons. The record is from RefSeq and is a predicted model, not a curated record. Bases 712 to 1347 code for a protein of 211 amino acids. Gene Ontology annotation, molecular function: structural molecule activity. Gene Ontology annotation, cellular component: plasma membrane; bicellular tight junction.